GUUGUUGCAAUGCUGAGUGCCAAGCGAGCGGUUGCCGCCCUGCUGGAGAAUGCGGCACUGGAAGGCCGCGUGGGGACCUCAGUCAAAGACCUCUUUGAGACGUACCUCGUAGGAGCAGAGGGCGACGUGGUGUUCCGCGAUGCAUGUUGGCGCUUGUUCCUCCGUGCCCAGGAGUCAUCCCGGUCGGACGAGGAGUCACCGAUUCGGUUGUUUGUGUCGUCGUCACCGUCCGACACCAUCGCCAGGGAUCUUUCGUUUGACGAGGCCGUGGCAUCCGAUGUGUGGGUCAUUGCGUGUGAAGCACUUCGCUUCCGGGCCUUGCAUCUCACCGCGCAACUCGUAAUGGACGAGGGUUCGACGGGAUUCCUCAUUUUGGAGACCGUGGGCAAGAGCCGCGCCAAGGGUUUGUCCACGAUGGACAUUAGCUCACGCAUCCGCGAAAACCUGCUGCCCCGCGAAGUUGAGAGCAAGAAAUUCGACGCGGAACUGCGCACGGUGCACCAUUACAUGGACCGGUUGAUCAGCCAAAAGCUGCUGGUCAAGAAGAUGGUGCAGAUCACCGAGAACUUCAAGUGCAAGCGCUUCAACAUCGUGCUUCUCCCGCGCUUCGACUCGUCCUUUGACCUCGAGACUUCGCUGCCGCAGUCUGUGUUUGAAGACGGCCCCGCGUGGAAGGUCCACGCCGUCGACUACCUCGUGUCGUACCUCAAGCAACAAGAGAACGGCCAGUGCACGUUCAACGACGGCAUGCGCGCCGUGAGCAUCGAGAAGCGGCGGCUCGAAGCCAUGAAGAACCACAUCAUCGUCGAGUCCAAGAAGCCCGGGUCGUCGUUCCCCAUGGAGAUCUUCACCGCUAACCGCGCCGACACCAAGCAGCGGUUCUGGUGCUUACGACUCCGCAACGUCGGCGGCAUCGCCACGUCAGAAGAGCCCCAAGCGUCGAGGAUUGUGCACGAAAUGGGCCUGGUCCAGCAAGUAUACGACGCGGUGGUAGCCGCGGGACCUCUGGGCAUCACAUCCCCCGACCUCAAGCACAAGUUUGGCAUGUAUGGGAAGUGGACGUACCGCCUCUUGACGCUGCUCACGACGAGCUACCACGUCCGCAUGGAGAAGACAGUGAUUGGCCGGAAUUCCGUGUAUCGGCUCAUUGCUGCUUCGCCCCCAUGUCCACAGAUGGCCCCCCCUAUGGCGGCGGCGGCGGCAGCCGCUGUUGUCGAGCCCCCAGAACACCAUGCUGAUCCUCGUAAACGGGCACUUUCCGAGUCGACGACACCGCCACCCCCCCCUCCUCCAAACAAGAAGAAACGAGUGCAUCCGCAUACACUGCGGUACUCCAAGGUAGCUGCGGACGCCGAUCCUAUCGUGCCGGUCCCCGCCCUUCCAUCCAUUACAGAUACGACGGCGCUGCGCCGCCAGCACAUUCUCGAGCGUCUGUGCAUUGAAAAGGUCGUAUCGCUGUACUCGCUCCGGUCGUCUAUCAUUGAGCUGGAAAACUACGCCCACGACGGCAAGGGGUUGCUGUCGUUCAAUAGCGGACACCGCGUGGACGUCCGGUCGAUCAUCCGGAUCGUCGAGAGCUCCCCCGACAGCAUGACACUACUCCAGUGCGACAUGCCAAUCAAGUCGAGUCUGACUGCAUCCGGCACAAAGCUGAGCCGGGUCGUGUUGGCCAAGGAUGCCACAGACGCCGACUUGAAGCGGUUUCUGAACGCGUACGCGCGGGAUUCGCGCAUCCAAACGCUCAACAGCAAGGCUUUUACAAACCCAAAUGUGACCAUCCAGCCCAACGACCCGCCGUCGUCCACGUCCAUCGCGUACAAGCUCAAGGACGUGCUCACGGCCAAGAACCAAGCGGAUCGCGACCGCGAAAGCCAGAGCCAUGUGCUCGGCAAGUGCCAUGGCUUUCUCUACCGAUGCCGCCUCUUCCACACCCACGUGUUUGGGUACCUCCAGACAGCCGAGGACAACCCGCUGUUGGCGGACGUGGCGGCGGCGCACAUGCCGGACCGACUGUUUUUGCUUGACCCGAUUUUUCAGUCGAUGAGCGUCGCGGUGUACGUGCGUAUCUUGGGCAUCGGCCAGCUGUUUGCGCCGGACGAGCUGGUCCAGCUCCAAGCCGCCAUCAAAGCCAACACGAUCGUUGCCGACUUGCCGCCCACGUUGAAGGACAAGACGACCAGACACCAAAGCCGCCGCCUCACAAAGUUACUCCGAGCCCUCAUCGACCUCAAAGUCAUCAAGCCCCACCGCCUCGGCCACGACACGCUCAUGGCGAUCUUGCAGGGCACGGACGCGAACGGGGACUUGGACCUCCAUCGAUUGGUGCAGUACACGUUGUACGACCGCGUGAUUGGCGGGUUCUUCAUAUGGCACCGCCAUGCUCGCAUCUACUUUAACGUGCAGCACGACGAUGUCGUCGGGUGGAACUCGUGGUCCUCUGUGCGAGUAAAUUCGACCAAGUUUCCGUACUCGUUUGGCCACAACGUACCCCUGGUCCACUCUUUUGAAACACACACAGACGUGGAUGUGUUCUGGGAAGCGCUAGAGUGCUGCGCGACGGAGCAGCUGUCGUUCAACCCGAGUCCGGGGCGUGUGAUGAAGCUGCCGCCGCUCAUUUCGACCGAUCACAUCAACAUGGUCGCGGCCAAGAACUGGACGCCCAACACCCACGGCGUCCGGUACAGCCGUCGAGACAAGAAGGCACCGCUGCCCCGGAUCCCUGGCUCCAGCAAGGUGGUGGUGGUACGGCGGACAAGGAAGAAGCAGACGACGAAUCAGCAGCCCGUCGGCGGCGGCGGCGGCGGGCCCGUGCGCCGCAAAAAGUACAAGUUUGUCCCCCGCGGGGUCCGCCUCGACUUGACAUUCACAGACGAAGAAGACACUGCUAUCUUCAACCUGUACCUAGCCCAGCUGCAGGCCAUCUGGAAGGUGAGUGUGCCCGUGGAGAUGCAAGUGCCCGACGAACCCGUAGCCAUCCGCGGACCCCACGUGACUCGAGCUCAAGUCAGCACAGUCGUGAUUACCCGAACGGCGACGCCCCAUCGCAGCGUUAACCGCGUGCGGCGGCGCAUCGACGAACUGCUGGCUAAAGUACCCAACAAGUUGCGUCUCUUGGCGCUCAAAGCGUCGUUCUUUGGCUCGAUAACGUUUGACGAGGAGGCGCAGAUCCAUGCCAGUCCGCGGCUCGGCGCGCUGGUCACGCGGGUAUUUAUGAUCUUAUUCACGUCGGACGGGUCGUACAACCAGAUGGCCGCGGAACAUCUGGUCGGUGCAUGGUCGCGCUACGAAAUCACGCUUGUGUGGCGGUACUUUUGGCUCAAGGGGUGGAUCGUCGUUGCCAAACCGUUCCACGGCCGCGGCUUCGUCCUCACGAGGCGGUUCCAUGAGAUUUUCAAGGCAACGUGCACGGCGUCGUACCCGCUGGCCCUGUUCGUCGAGGCUGCCGAGCAAACGAGCUUCCUCGCAGCGGCCGAUGAAUCGAUCCAAUGCUGCGGCGCCGUCGAGCACGCGGCGCUCGUACUCGGCCACGGACACUACCAGGUCCGCCAUACACCGCUGCCGGAAGUGCCCCAGAAACCUCCGUCGAUGAAGCGUCGCCGCGACCACCGCCUCACGUCGAGUGGCUGUGGCCUGCUCAACCACUUGGACCAAUCAGAGCGCGACCAGUGGCACGCCACGUUCAUCUUGUCCGCCGACGCCCCCCCCCCCCGCGUGCCGGACUGUGUAUUUUCUCACCAACUGUGGCCAUCACCUGAGCAACCGCCGUCGAAACGCUUCAAAACAGCGCAGAAAAAACAACGCCCAAGGCUGGUGCCAUUUGUCCAAUUUGAACGGGCACUGCUCCCCGUACAAGAAGCCGGUUUGUCGGUGGAAGCGCUGGUGGCGGCGCUAGGGACGACUCGGACCGCGGUCGAAGCCAGCGUUUUGGUGUAUGUGGAUGAAGACAAGCUCGUGGAAGUGCACGGGUGGACAUCGCUGCUGUACGUGCUGCCCCAGUUUUCCCAGAUCUGGACCGUGUAUCCGUACACUACCACUACACGCGGCACGAUUCAAUUGGACACGAGCUUAGCCACGUCGGCGCAUCCGUGGCUCAAGCUCACGGCGCAACCCAAUGGCCCGUGGCUCGUCCGGUUUCAGCGCAAGAUGGUGGCGCUUCUGAUCAAGUUCCCUGGAUGCACCGAGGCCGCCGUGCUGGCAGGGGUCGAGGGGGUGCUGCCGCUGCAGCAGGUGCGCCUCCUACUGGCGGAUCUGGUGCAGGAAGAGGUUCUGUACGCCCGCAUCGUGCUGUUAAAAGCCGAAAAGGUCGACUUGUUUGCCAUCCACCGCCCCGCGGCGCCGCAGAUUUACGUCCCCAGCGACGACUUGUCACUCUUACACGUCGACCGCCAGCGCUACGCCGUGCACUACUUUCCCACGCCCGACUGCAUUGUCAAGUAUGGCCAACUUGCGCAAGAAAUCGACCGUGUGUAGGUUGUAGUGACAUACUAGUAUAACGUUAUCAACCAAAGAAAUCAUCCAUUAACUACUA
Molecule: messenger RNA, 4528 nt
Organism: Aphanomyces astaci
Lineage: Eukaryota; Oomycota; Saprolegniomycetes; Saprolegniales; Verrucalvaceae
Exons: 1
Coding region: 10-4470 (1486 amino acids)
Biological process (GO): transcription initiation at RNA polymerase III promoter; 5S class rRNA transcription by RNA polymerase III
Cellular component (GO): transcription factor TFIIIC complex
Molecular function (GO): DNA binding
Source: RefSeq, a predicted model, not a curated record